Messenger RNA from Didymosphaeria variabile, 666 nucleotides. RefSeq lists its product as uncharacterized. The coding region runs from base 1 to 666 and encodes 221 amino acids. The transcript is spliced from 2 exons. NCBI's taxonomy places the organism in Eukaryota, Fungi, Ascomycota, Dothideomycetes, Pleosporales, Didymosphaeriaceae. The record is from RefSeq and is a predicted model, not a curated record.
AUGUUUUACCGCCCCGCGUUCCGAAGCGUGCGCCUGUCUGCCUCAGCUACACCUACCCUCCGGCUGCGCGCCUCCAGAGCUCUCUCGACCCUCCCUUCAAAUCCUCACGUCUACGUCUUUAAGCAUCCGCUCGACUCCUCGCGCUCAGUCCUCACUCUCCUUCCUACGCAGCCACCGAACGUAGACCUCUCAUUGGGAACAACCACAUCCGUCCCGCCUGUCCCAGACUCGUUCUCGGAGAACCGGCACUUCCAUCCGAUCCUGCAAUCCGUCCUCGCUACACACGCAGUGGAUGACCCUUCAGUCAAGCAACAGGCCGCUGCCUUUGCCGGCCCGGGUGGCUUCAACCUGGGCAGCAACAAGGGCGGCGGGGACGGUGCCGGCGGCGCCAACCGUCAAGCAGGCAUGGGCGGCGCGAACAAGGGUGGCUGGAUUCACGUCAGCGAUGAGCGGAAUCCACCGGACUGGGGUAGGAUCGCGUGGCCCGAGGAUAUAUUUGGCAGUGUCGAGGUCGACGGCAAUGGGUCCUUGGUGGGAAAUUGGCAGAACAGUGGAACAUACAGGAUUGUUACGAGGGAGGGAAUACUGGGACUCACGCCCUACCUGAGAGAAAAGCUCGUCCAGCGAUUGAAGGAACUCGAAAGCGAGAUCAAGCAGCGCGAUUAG